CUCCAUACCGUACCUGCAAAGAAUCUUAUAUAGUACUGUACAGUACCGUACCACGUGAAGAUCAGCCCCGGCAAUCUAGACCGAUGGCUGUCCCAAUGGAGCAUGUGCUCGCCCUGCCCGAGCUUCUAGAGCACAUCCUCUUCUCCCUUGAUGAACGAACCCUCUUGACCUCCGCCCAACGCGUGUGCACCCACUGGCGAGGCAUGAUCCAGCAAUCCCCGGUACUGCAGGAGAAGCUAUUUUUCAAGCCCGGCCGCCGCACAGCGAGCGAUGCUCCGGAGAGUACUACGAGUGAUAGCGCACCAGCCCAGCAGCCGACUCUCAAUCCACUUCUGAUCGCCGCAUUCCCCGCGAUUUUCCGGACCAAUUACCUCCUUCCAUGCCAGAGACCCUUCAGGUUCAGCCUCCGCGGCAUCGAACUCAUCACCAAUCCCGCGAAACGAACGGCGUACCUGCGUCCGAACGCGAGCUGGCGCUCCAUGUUCCUCCAGCAGCCGCCGGCGUACUCGUUUGGCGUCUUCCAGGAAUGUUCCGAGAAUCCAGUCACGUGCGAAAUAAUGAAAUCGGAGGGGGGGUUGCGCAUGGAAACACUGUUUGAACUGCUCUUCUUCCACGAGGAUCUUACAUUGUGCAACUACCCUAACUGGAUUGUAUGGUGGGGCCAGUCCGCGAGCGUGGCGUUCGAGAAGGUGCUCGAAUCCUCUUCGGCAGAGAGUGUCGAUGAGCCCGAUUUGCUGGUGUGUGCGAUCGUCAACAGCGUGGGGCCAGGCGACCCCAUCGAGGAGAAUGAGGACCAGGAUGUGGUGAAUGCGGUUCAGGAUAAGUACCGGGAGCUGGGGCUGGAGCCCAAAGCUUUGGAGCCGGAGUGGGUGGUGGAGAAGACUGUGUUCAAGGAGAUAUGGGGUCCUUGAUUGAUUGUUUGUUAUAUGUGAACCUUGAGGGUUUCGAGUGGACGACUCUCUUGGGGGUGGGGG
This is a messenger RNA of Aspergillus aculeatinus CBS 121060, 974 nucleotides long. Its product is annotated as F-box protein. The transcript is spliced from 2 exons. The record is from RefSeq and is a predicted model, not a curated record. Lineage: Eukaryota; Fungi; Ascomycota; Eurotiomycetes; Eurotiales; Aspergillaceae. The coding region runs from base 84 to 911 and encodes 275 amino acids. Gene Ontology annotation, molecular function: protein binding.